Messenger RNA from Helianthus annuus (common sunflower), 2967 nucleotides. RefSeq lists its product as uncharacterized. Gene Ontology annotation, molecular function: zinc ion binding; nucleic acid binding. The coding region runs from base 1 to 2967 and encodes 988 amino acids. Lineage: Eukaryota; Viridiplantae; Streptophyta; Magnoliopsida; Asterales; Asteraceae. The record is from RefSeq and is a predicted model, not a curated record. The transcript is spliced from 5 exons.
AUGCCUCCGAGGAGAAACAACACCAAGCCUCUUGAUGAAGUGUAUGAACGGGAGUUGGAGCAGCGACUUAUGGCGAGAGUGGAUCAACGGUUGGAUCAAGUGGUCGAUCAGUUGACUGACCGGAUGGCCUACUUGAUCAAUCAUAGGAGGCAGGGACCCAAUGAUGGGUAUGGUUCUGAAUUUAGUAACCCAUUUGGUGAUGGUUCGGCUUUCGAAGACGAACAGGAAGGGCGACCAAGGGAAUUUGAUGGGACUAGUUUGAAUCCGGAGGGGUUCAUCGAUACGUUGGCUACCGUGGAGGAAGUUUUUGAGUACAAAGUGGUGCCUGAAAAUAAGCGGGUGGCUUUGAUCACUACCAGGUUGCGUGGUAGGGCCUCUGCGUGGUGGCAACAAUUGAAGUUAACACAAAACAGGCUCGGAAAGUCAAGGAUCGUGACAUGGACCAAGAUGAGGAAGUGCUUGCGGUCCAACUUUUUGCCUCAUAACUUUCAAAGGUUGAUGUACCAACGUCUGCAGAAUUUAAAACAGGGGGCUAAAUCUAUAGAUGAUCAUACAACGGAGUUUUACCAGUUGAUUGCUAGGAAUGAUAUUCAAGACCCCGAGGAGCAACUUGUUUCUCGGUAUAUUGGGGGUCUGAGGGUUCAAAUCAUGGAGUCCGUGAAUCUUUUUGACCCGUUAACCAUUCUAGAGGCACACCAACGGGCAUUGGCCUUUGAGAAACAAAACCGUCGGGUGAACAGUUCAUUUACCCCUGCUGGAGGGAACGUUGGGUCGGGCAGUGGGGCACCUCGUGGCGGGCCUAGUCAGCCAAGGCUAGGGGUUAACAAUACCGGGCCUACUUCUAAGGGGGCUAGUAGUAGUGGCUCGAGAUGUUUCAAUUGUGGUGAAACAGGCCAUCGUCAAGCUGAGUGUAAAAGGGCUGGUAAGAGACACUUAUUUGCUGAGUCUGAAGAUGAUCAGUAUGAAGAUUUUGAGAAUAACCCAGUGUACGAUGAAGAAACUGAAUAUGAAGAAGAGGUUGUGACCGGUGAUGUUGGAGUAAACUUGGUGGUCAGACGCUCUUGCUAUACACCAAAACCAGAUGGGGAUGACUGGCUGAAGCAUAACAUCUUCCACUCAACAUGUACCAUUUUGGGAAAGGUUUGCACCUUUGUUAUUGAUUCGGGGAGUUGCGAUAAUCUAAUAUCUGAAAAGGCGGUCCAGAAGUUGGCUUUGAAGACAGAGAGUCACCCCAAGCCUUAUAAGCUUCAAUGGCUUAAAAAGGGAGGUGAAGUGACGGUAUCUAAAAGAGCCCUUGUUUCUAUUUCUAUUGGGUCCACAUACAAAGAUGACGUUGUGUGUGAUGUGGUUCCUAUGGACGCAUGUCACUUAUUGUUGGGUAGACCUUGGGAGUAUGAGCUUAAUAUAGAGCAUAAUGGGUGGUCCAAUACUAAUAGCUUCCUGUUUGGUGGUGUGAAGAUAACUCUUGUUCCUAGCAAGCCCAAGCAGUUAGCAAGAAAACAGUCGGGUACUUUGUUGACCAUUAGUCAGUUUCAAGAUGAGUUGGAGGAAGCAGACAAUGUUUUCAUUUUAAUAGGGAAGACAGUGCCCGAGGAAGUCGAAAUUCCUGAUGCUAUGGUUCCUUUGCUUGAAGAAUUUUCUGAUGUUUUCCCUGAUGAAUUGCCUGAUGGAUUGCCACCUUUGCGUGACAUCCAACAUCAUAUUGAUUUGGAGCCUGGGUCACAGUUACCCAAUAGACCACAUUACAGGAUGAGCCCAGGUGAGCAUGAAGAGUUGCGAAGGCAGGUUGAGGAAUUGAUUUCUAAGGGCCACGUUCGUGAAAGUUUGAGCUCUUGUGCUGUUCCGGCUUUAUUGACUCCAAAGAAAGAUGGUACUUGGCGUAUGUAUGUUGACAGUCGAGCAAUCAACAAGAUUACUAUAAGGUACAAGUUUCCUAUUCCUCGACUUGAUGAUUUACUUGAUCAGAUUAGUGGUGCUACUAUUUUUACGAAGUUAGAUUUGAAGAGUGGGUAUUACCAGAUUUGUCUUAGACUGGGUGACGAGUGGAAAACUGCCUUCAAGACUCGUGAAGGGUUGUAUGAGUGGUUGGUGAUGCCAUUUGGUUUAUCAAACGUAGCUAGUACUUUUAUGCGUGUGAUGAAUCAGUUGCUUAGACCUUUUAUUGGGAAGUUCGUGGUUGUGUAUUUUGAUGACAUUCUUAUUUAUAGUGCUUCUUUCAGCGACCAUGUCGUGCAUGUGAGGCAGGUUGAUGAAUCCAAGGUGGCGGCUGUUCAAAAUUGGCCAACUCCUACUACCAUUACUGAAUUCUAUUAUGGCCCUAGUGCAGAUUGUAUGAAGGGGAAGACGUUUGUAUGGACAUAUGAGGCAGAGUUGGCUUUUCAAGUUGUGAAAGAGAAGCUCACUACAGGACCAAUUCUGGUAUUGCCUGAUUUUUCUCAAGUUUUUGAACUUCAUACUGAUGCCUCAAAGGUUGGAAUUGGCGGGGUUCUUAGUCAGGGUGGUCGACCUGUUGCUUAUUUUAGUGAGAAAUUAACUGGGCCUAAGUUGAGGGUUGCUGACGCCUUAAGCAGGAGGAGUAAUCUGCUUGUAUCCAUGAAGGUUGAUGUGCUGGGUCUGGAGGUCAUUCGUGAGCAGUUAGCCAUUGACCCUUAUUUCUCAGUUAUUUUGCAGGAUGUGGAAACUGGGAAAAAGUCAGACUUUCUUUUGCAUGAUGGUUUUCUGUUCAAGGGGAAUCAACUAUGUAUUCCCGACUCCAGUCUUUGCUUGCAGAUUAUUAAGCAUUUACAUGGUGAGGGGUAUGUUGGUCGCGAGUUUACAGCUGGUGCAAGCUUCUUAUUAUUGGCCUACUAUGAGGAAAGAGGUGGAUCGUUAUGUGAAGAGGUGCCGUAUUUGUCAGGUUUCAAAGGGCACGGCUACCAAUGCGGGUCUCUAUAUGCCUUUGCCAGUCCCCUCGCAGCCAUGGGUUGA